AUGCCCUCGCAACUUUCCAAUUAUGGAAAACAAUUUGAAGAUUGGAUGGUGAAAGUAAGUGAAUUUAUAAUUAAAAAAUUCAAAUUUCAUUUCUAUUUCCCGCAGGUUUUCUACAAUUAUGGUUUAUUCAUCGCCAGAUAUCAAUGGUGGUUUCUUUUGACCCCGCUCGCAAUUACUGUAGCUUGUAUUCCGGGAUUGUUUUAUUUGCAAAUUAAUCUUGAUUUAUAUCGACUUUUUGUACCGCUUGAUGCACCAGUAAGAUAACUUUACAAUUUUUGAGAAAUGUUUUUGAAAAUAAAUGAGGAAAAUGUUUUAGGUGCGAUAUGAAUUCGAGAGAACACAAGAGUUUGAUAAAUUGCCACUUGGAGAUUUGAAUUUGAUUCCGAAACGUCAACGAAGAGAAUUUGAUUGUAACGAUUUGCAUUGCUCAUUUCCUGAUGUUGAAAUGGAAAGGCUUCGAAGAGAUUUAGAAGCCCUUCAAAGCGAACAUGAAGACGAUCAAGAUGAUUUCGAAAUUUCUAGAACUCGAAGAGAUGUGAACAAAAAUGUAGAAAAGAAAGAGCGGGAACGUAAAACAGGUAAAAAUAUCGCACCUUUCUUUCUUUCUUUUUUUUCGAAAAAAAUGGGGUCAAAUAGCGUCAUUCAUUGGUUACGCCAAUAAUCCGACGACCAAAAAAUCUAUCUGAUUGCAAUUGACCAUGACAACAAAAAAAACCCGAGAAAUUGAAAGUUUAUGUUGUUUCUUACAGUUGCGGCCAAGAGUGAUAUUCUUCGAUUUUAUGUGGUUCAUCGACAGUUUGAAAAUUUGUUGCAAUCAAAAUAUUUGGGACCAUUGUUCAAACAUACACAAGAUGUAAGAAGAUUUGGGGAUCAAAAUCAGAUUGGAGAUUUUGACACUGAUUUAGGGCAAGGGGUUACUAAAGUUAUACAUCAACGAAAUCAUUUUACAUUUUAAUAUUGAGAUAAUGAAAAAAAAACGGCUAACAAAAACAUCAAAGCUUCUAGACUUUUUAAGUGAGGUUAAAAAGUGGGUAGUUUUUAUUAUCACGAAAAUCAUUGAAAACUGGAAUUUUUGAAUAUUAAGCCAAAGUUUGAGCUCUAAAAUAUUUGAUUUUGAUUUCUGACAAUGUUCAGCAUAUUUAAUCAUAUUUUUUUUCAAUUAAUAGAAAAAGCGGAUAGACAUUUCAAAAAUUCAACACUUCAACCAAAAUUAUAAAGAAUCACAAUAUUUCAGAUGAUGUUGGUGAAACACGACUUCCAAGGAGAAACCUGGGAUUUAGAAGACUUCUGCGUGAAAGAAGGUUCAUCAAAGCACUGCAACAAUAAUCUCAAUCUUUGGAUUAAACAUGCUGAUGUAUUGUUCAAGGACGGAAAAAUCAAGACGAAUCCAAACCUUCAACUUUCCUAUCCUGUUUUAUAUUUGUUCAAUAGACCAAAGGAUAUCGGAAACGUCAUUUAUGGUGUUGAUGUGACCGGCGAGAAAAAUGAGAUUCAAGGUGCUCGAGUUCUAACACUUCAUUGGUUUGUUAACUAUCCAGCUACAGCUGAAAAUAAUGCCGCGUAUUAUUCAUAUCGUCAAAGCUUGAACGAGUUCUGGGAAUCUGUUUCAGAAAACAGUGAUUUGCAAUUUAUUCCACACAAGUGAGAAACUCGUUUAAUUAACUUUAAUUAGAAAGCAAAUCAUGAUUUUUUUCAGUGACAAAGCUAUGGAUGAUGAGAUGUUAGAGAUCAUUAAAACUACCGUACCUUUUGCAGUUCCUGCAACAAUUGCUCUUAUGUUAUUUGUAGUUAGUGCAAAUUACAGUAAAAACAAAGCAAAAUCAAAACCAAUGGAAAUGUAUCUUGGAGUUUGGUGUAUUAUUUUCGCACUCAUUAUCACUUUUGGACUUUUCUUCUUCUUCGGAGCCAAAUUCAAUCCAGUUACUUCAACUAUGCCCUUCCUUAUUCUUGCUGUAGGUGUAGAUGAUGACUUUUUAAUGGUCGCUGCUUGGAGAGAAUGUGAUAGAAAACUAUCACCAGCAACAAGAUUAGCGUUGGUUAUGGGAGAUGCUGGUGCAUCAAUCACUGUUACCUCAUUCACAAAUUUCUUCUGUUUCUUCUUGGGAUGGUUGAUGUGCUCAACUCCAGCUGUCGCUGAUUUCUGUAUUAUCACCGCUGUUGGUGUUAUUUUCGAUUACCUCAUGCAAAUCACAUUUUUCGCUGCGGUUUUGAAAUUCUCUGGAGAUAAAGAAGAGACUGGAGGAUUAUCAUCGUGUUGUUAUAAGAAGACUGAUGGAGAUGAUCCUGUUCAACCAAGGGAACCAACAAUCGAUGAAGAGCAUAUUAAUUAUCAACAUCACGAGAAAACUGAAGAUCGUGAGUUACCCCAACUUUUAAUUGUGGCAGUUUUUGAAAAAGUGAAAAUAUCUAGUAGAAUUCGGAAUAUUCACAAAAUAUAUUUUCUGGCUUCUGAAGAAAAAAUGUUUUACCGUAAACCUUCAGAUCUGUGAAAAAUGAAAAGCAAAAACCUUGAAGCCUAAACUUCUCUUUUUCAGUCCCAUAUAUGCACAAAUUCUUCCGCGACAAAUUUGCACCAUUCAUAAUGAAGAAAUCAGUUCGAAUCUCAUCACUCAUCACAUUCCCAAUUUACACAGCUCUAUUUAUCUAUGGUUGCUCAAUCCUCCGUGUAGAUAUCUCACCAGUCAAAUAUAUUCGAGAUAAUUCACCAAUCCAAACAUUUGUCGCACUUGCUGACAAAUACAUUUGGGCUGAUAAUGUUAUGCCAACUUUCCAUAUUAUGAAUCCACCAGAUCUUCGUGAUGCUGGAGCUCGUGCAAAAUUGAAUGAACUUGUAUUCCGAUUGGAACAUACUGAUUAUUCGAUUGGACGUGUGUCAACAAAUCUUUGGGUUUGGCAAUAUCAACAAUAUUUGAAUGAUUUCCCGAAUAUUAACUAUACCACUGAUUUUUAUGAUCGUAAAAACUUGCGCGAGUUUUUCUCUCAAAUGGAUUAUUCACAAUACAGAGGUUAGUGGGUCUCCAAUUCCAACACAUUCUUAAAAUAAUAUUUUCAGACAAGGUCAAGAUUCUUGACAAUGUAACAAACGGAGAGCCAUGUAUUUCUGCGUUCUCUUUCCAAACUUCAUUCUACGGCUUAGACAGUUGGGAUAAGCGUCAAGCUGAGUUGUUCCAUUGGAGAGACAUUGAAAAAGAAUAUCCUGAAUACGAUAUGUUCUUGUCUGGAAUUUUCAGUCCUUUCUUGAUUGAUCAACGUCAUACAAUUGCUCCAUCUUCAAUGCAAACAAUUGGUUCAGCGUUGGCUAUGAUGGCAAUCAUCUCAUUCUUCUUCUUGCCAGAUGCUGUAAGUUUUCCCGAUAACAUUCUUCCACAUAACAAGACAUUUUUCAGCUUUCUGUAUUUUUGAUGACAUUCUCACUCUUAUCAAUUUCCAUGGGUGUUUGUGGAGGACUUGCGCUUCUUGGCUCGGAUUUGGAUUCUGUUAGUAUGGGAUGUAUUGUUAUGGCGAUCGGUUUAGCUGUCGAUUAUUCAGUGCAUAUUUGCUAUAGAUACCAUAGAUCUGAAUACACAACAUCUGAAGAAAAAGUAGCUGAUACUUUGGCAUCUGUUGCUUGGCCAAUCACUCAAGCUGUGCUCUCAACAUUGUGUGGUUUAGCAUGCACAAUUCUUGUGCCAGCUUAUCUUGUCAGAGUCUUCUUCCAAACUGUUUAUCUUGUCAAUAUUAUUGGUUUGUUCCACGCAUUGGUCUGGUUACCACAAUUGAUUUCGGCAUUGGAUCCAUGUGAACGUGUUCCAUUGCGAAUUCGCGAUCAAGAAUCAAAACCUUUAGCCAUCUCAGUACACUAA
Caenorhabditis angaria is the source of this 3842-nucleotide messenger RNA. The record is from the annotation of a GenBank genome assembly. Lineage: Eukaryota; Metazoa; Nematoda; Chromadorea; Rhabditida; Rhabditidae.